This is a messenger RNA of Amoebophrya sp. A120, 3608 nucleotides long. Lineage: Eukaryota; Dinophyceae; Syndiniales; Amoebophryaceae. The record is from the annotation of a GenBank genome assembly.
CUUCUGUCUUGGAGACCGAAUUUCUGACACUCUCUGUUUUUCUUCCGUGCAGCCAGAAGUAGAAGUAACACUACCUUUUGAGGUGUGUCACAAAGUUCGAAGUUGUAGAGAAACGAAAAGGGACUUUUCGUGUCACUGAAAUACGAAGUUCGUAAGCUGCACUAGCGGUGGUCGCACGGAGACCUAUUGACGCAAAUACGCAGGAACGCCAGAUCACAUCAAGGACAACGCUUUUUAACCCUUACGUGUGACGGAAGUAGAAAUUUUCAUCAUCCACCCCUUCCUUCCUUCAAGGAAAGAGAGCUGUGCAACCCAGCCCUCCAGCAGCCACGACAAAAAACGCGGACCAAGAAGAGAACGUCCACGACGAUGACAGGUAGGAAGCCGCGUAAUAUCGCCAGUGCCGCGGCGCUGGCGUUUUGCACUUUUUCCGGGCUGCAUCAAGUGCACACCGUGGUUUCUGCGACGAAACUGCACCUCACUGCGGGCGUCGUGGGCAGUCGGGACCACAGCGGGGCUGGUUCAUCUUCCAGUGUCACUGGUCACUCGUCCCACGUGGUGACGAAACCGCAGAAAAAGUUUCGGUUUCUGGCGGCGAAACCGACCACCUUGUCGAUGAAAAUGGCUUGCGCCACGACGUUUGCGGUGGCGAUGUUCUGUCCGACCGGAAACUGUGCGCCGCUUGAGACGGUGCCGUUCGUGAACAAGAAGCCGCUUCUGAACCAGUCUCGGUUCAUCUCUUCGUACACCGGCGGGCCGCUUAUGAGAGUGCACAACUCCCUCUCCCCUUCAUUUGUGUUGCAUGAACAGCAAUACAAACACCUGCAGACGUGGAGCCUGUGCAUGACAAAUUCAUGCGCCUAGUGUAGUACUGUUUGGGAUUCCGGAAUCUGUCAUGCAAACAGUGCCAGAGGGAAGCACUUGGAUUUGGGGUUUCCUUCGCAUGACAAAUGAGUGGGAGGGGGAGUUGUGCACUCUCAUACCGCUGCCAGCCGACAACUGCCCGAUGUCUUAUCCGUCGAAAGAAGGGGAGGAGAGCCAAAUUCUGGGAAUGGUGCAAGACGUAUGACUAGUGAAGUCAAUCGCUCCUCUUCAUAGGUCACCUAUUGUGCGCUUUCUAUGUUGAGUGUCUAGCUUGCAGGUUGUCGGUGUGUCGGGGUAGAACGUGUGGUACUCAGUUAAGCAGGAUCUUCUACAGGAUCCAUAUGAUAACCGAGCAGGUCUAGUACUGACUUCCAGCUCUUCCUGGCGCAAUUUCGAAGUACUUAUCAUUCUGUGUUGAUUUUUUCGCGCAGAAAUGCAAUUGGAAUUGACAAAAACGGAGAAGCACAUUGGUAGCUGCUAGGGGACAGAGCGAUAGUAUGUUUGCAUGUAAUAAGACGAGACUGUGACGGAAGCCGGCGCUUUUCAAUCCGCGUGGCCAGCAAAGAUCCUGAACGGGAAAUGGUACGCGAAAUUUGGAAUGUAGCAGUCGGGUGGACGACGAGAAACGAUGGAGAACUUUGUCAUGCCAGAUCGGAUACUGGUGGUAGUUCCGACAACAAUGCAGUUUAUCGUGCAACAGGCAAAGAUGAACAAAAAAUGUCAGGUACGUUAUCGCCGCCGCGGACGCGUUUCAACCGACGGAGGAGUACAAAUGCACGCACUACGAUUACAAAUUCGAUCCUAUGCAAAGUCACCGCGGCGUGUUGAUAAAGCCUGUGCAGCGACGUCUUCGUGUUUUUCUACUUUCUUCGCAUGACAAGUUGCGUGUAUCGCUUUCCUUCGAAAGGGUCGUGACAACAUGUACUUACUAGGGGUACAAACUUCGCGCCACAUAAUUGUUUGUCUGUGACGCAAAGACGCAAACAUGAUGACAAAGAAAAGGACAUCAGCGGCGGUCUUGUGUUGCUUUGCAAUAUUCCAAAAUUCCGGGCUGCCGCGGGCGGUUUGGAACAGCUUCGACGUGGACAGCAAGCAGUGGCAGAAGAUUCCCUUGCAAGGUUUUUUUGUUGCAGCUUUGCUUUUGCUCCUGUAUCUGCAUGACAGAAGCUCCUGUGUCUAGCUCUACCUGUGCAGCCGUUCCUGCAUAUCAUCCUAUACAAAUCACGGCGCUACUUUGUUCUCUCAGGUGAACUGAUGAAAUCAACCUCCGGUACGUUGAUUCCCGGGGGCUACCGAGAGACUCCGAUGCGCAUGGGCGAGAAGCAGGACCCGUGGUUCGUGCCCAUUGUGCACUUCACGGAUGAUACGCGAGGGAAAGUUUUUUUAAAAGAUUUGCUAGGCGUACAAUCCGCAUGACAACGUGCCAAGUUGCAUGUUACUUGUCAUGCAUGCAGCCACAGGUAGGACUAGUCUAGCAGAAAACAAAAGUUUCUCAUGCAUACUAGAAGGGGAGCAGCAGGACAUUCUGGUCAAGUGGGGCUGCACGAAACCGCCUCAGGGAAAUGUGAACUUUGUGGAGGUACUAUAUUCGUACGGUGGUUUUCCUGUUAGUCUUAGUUUUGCUAUGCCGAACAGAUGAAAAUGGCAAGGAGUGUAGUCCCCGUUCGAAAUUGAUAAACAACGGGCACCAUUGCGAAAACGAGAUGAAGUCCACUUUCUCCACCGAAAAACCUAGGUUCUUUCGCGGAAGCCGAAUGUGGAUUACACCGAGGUGAUCGAGGCGAUUGCCCACCUGAUGCAGGAAGGCCAGGAAAUCACGCCAGUGAUUGAGAACAUGCGGCCGGUCACCCAGGAUUGCCCUGACGUGGUGCCGCCGAUGGCCGGGAUGGAUCUCUGCCGCGGCCCGGAUUGCGACGAGAAUCGGGCGCGGGGGAGCAGCUCCAAAGAAACGGACCUGGGGAACGAACAGCAGUUGCCGAUUGCUCCUACUGGAACGCAUCUCUGCCGGGGGCCGCACUGCGAUGAGAAUCGGAAGAGCGUGCAGUUACCGAUCGAGCCGACCGGGACUCAUCUCUGCCGGGGGCCGCACUGCGAUGAGAAUGGGAAGAGCGUGCAGUUACCGAUCGAGCCGACCGGGACUCAUCUCUGCCGGGGGCCACACUGCCACGAAAAUGGGGUGGAGGUGGAGGAUGGUGGCAGUAUGGUGCAUGUCUAAAGUAGAAACUAAUGCACGAAGUCUACUCAAGUGUACUUCUACUUCAUCAAGAGCCGCGCCCUUGUAAAGCAUACGCAAAAUAACCUAUCUUUUUCCGAAGAAGUGGUGAGCUCCUGUCACUGAAAUUGACAGAUAUCAGGCAGUGGCAUGGCUGUCUGAUCUUUCUACUCACCAGGGCUGCUGCGAGGGUACUACUCGUUGUAUGUAAUAGUACUGACGACUACGCUUAAACUUAAUGAAAGUCAUACGGAUAUACAUAUACACAAGAAGAAUAUGCCACUUUUCCUCCUCUCAUCCACUACGCAUCAAGUUAUGUAAAUCAGUCACCACAUCUAGCGAUAGAGUUGCUCCUCUAGGAAUUUAUUACGGUACUCACACUGAAGUCGCAAUAACUACUGCGGCUGCAGCGGCGAUUGAAAAAAAGAAACACCAGCAGCACGAUGAAUGAGCCUCGUUGUGACGGUGUGCAGCAAAGCAAAUGACAGCCAGCAAGUGGUUCUCUCCAAAAGAGCUAAUGUUACGGAAAACG